GAUCUCUUUUGUGUAGAUUAAUUUAAUUAAAAUAUCUAGAUAGUUAUGUGUAUGUAAUUCAUGCAUUUAUUAGUUGACCCAAAGGUAAAUUAAUAUUUGCCAGAGUUUCAUGCAAUAUUUGUAGUGAUAAAUAUGUAACAAUUAUAAGGUUUUUUAUGUAAGUAUUAUGUUUAUCCAAAGAUUGACAUGUUGUUUAACAUGAUUUAUUGUUAAUAUUUGAUUGCUACAACAAGAGUACCGCGUACAAUUAACAUUACUGUCUAAAGACUUGAUAUUAAUGUUGUGUUUGGUAUCUUGAGAUGGGAUUAACCAUUAACCAUUAUUUGAAUUUGUUUGUUUUAUAUGAAUUCUAUGUGGGCUUGUUUUGUUAUUUUGUAUAUUAUGUUCAGCUAGUUUAUCUAACCCUGCCACAACAACUGCCAACAUUAACUCUAUUCCCAUGCUUAAUGGGACAAAUUUCAAGGAUUGGAAAGGGAAAUUACUUGUAAAUCUUGGUUGCAUGGAAUUAGAUUAUGCAUUACGGCAAGAACAACCUUCACCUCUCACUGCAGAAAGCACUCCUGACGAAAAAUUGGAUUUUGAGAGGUGGGACCGUUCUAAUCGCAUGAGUCUAAUGAUCAUGCAAUAAUGUAUUCCAGAAGCCUUUAGGGGCACUGAAUCUGAAGAGAUCACUAAGGCCAAGGAUUUCCUCGAUGCAAUUGAGAAACGUUUCGCUAGAAACGAUAAGGUUGAAAUGACUUCACUUCUGGCUUCAUUGAUGUCCAUGAAGUAUAAGGGUCGAGGAAAUGUGAGGGAGUACAUUAUGAAAAUGUACCAAAUUGCUUCAAAACUUAAGGCAUUAAAGAUCGAGCUCUCUGAGGAUUUGCUUGUUCUUAUGGUUUUGGUAUCUCUUCCUGCACAUUUUAAUCAGUUCAAAGUCAAUUAUAACUGUCAAAGGGAGAAAUGGACUCUAAACGAGCUCAUUUCUCAUUGUGUGCAAGGGGAAGAAAGGUUGAAGCAAGAUAAAACUGAAAGUGCUCACUUGGCCAGUGCCUCUAAGGAUAAGGGCAAGAAAAGAAAGCAUGAGAAUGAAGCUGCUAAGGGUCUAGUGCAAAAGAAACAACAUAAGGAGCCAACAGGUUGUUUCUUUUGUGGCAAGACUGGACAUGUGAAGAAGGAAUGUACAAAAUAUCACGCAUGGCGUGCAAAGAAAUGGUUGCCUGAGCUACCGAAAGCCAAGUGAUGGUGAAAGACACAUCUUUGUGGGCGAUGGACAAUCGGUAGAAGUUGAAGCUAUUGGGCAUUUUAGGUUGUUAUUAGGAACUGGUUUUUAUUUGGAUUUAAAAGACACUUAUGUUGUACCGUCUUUUAGAUGGAAUUUAGUUUCUGUUUCAUUAUUGGACAAAUUUGGAUAUUGUUGUUCUUUUGGAAACA
Molecule: messenger RNA, 1413 nt
Organism: Humulus lupulus (European hop)
Lineage: Eukaryota; Viridiplantae; Streptophyta; Magnoliopsida; Rosales; Cannabaceae
Exons: 2
Coding region: 734-1222 (162 amino acids)
Molecular function (GO): nucleic acid binding; zinc ion binding
Source: RefSeq, a predicted model, not a curated record